CAGGAUGUGUCGCAAAGCAGCAGCAAUGGCCGCAUGGCGACAACAACAGCGGGAGCUGUGAGAAGUUCAGAUCCAGCUUCCAGCUCUGCGGGACUCGGAAACAUGUCGCUCAGCCUGGAGCCGCUGGUGUCCGCCAUGUUGGAGGAGUUCAAGGACAAGGUGCUGACGGAGACCCGUCAGAGACUCAGAGGGGGGUCUGCAGGACUACAGACCUGUCAGAGACUCAGAGGGGGGUCUGCAGGAGGCUCAGAGCCUGAUCCGGAGCAGCUGCUGGCCGGACUCAGGACGCUCUGUGAGGCUCUGCUGCAGGAGCUCAGGAGGCUGCUGGAGGAGCAGCUGAGAGGACGGCAGCGGGACUCCGCCCCCCCUGAAGGAGACGCUCCUACAGCUGAAACCGGCCAAUCGGAGCGGACUCCUCCGGCGGACGGCAGCCCGACCUUCAGCUGCAGCAGCUUCUCCGGACGGACCGACCUGAGCGGCAGCGUCAGAGUCCGCCUGCUCACCGUGCACGGCGAGCGGCGGCCGCGCAGCUGCGCUCACUGCGGGAAGGUGUUCGGCACCCGCAGCCACCUCCGGACGCACCAGACGUCUGGCCGGACGCACGCGUGUUCGGCCUGCGGCGAGACGCUGGCGGCGAGGUGCUGCCUCCGAGAGCACAGACUGACCUGCCGGAGACGAGAGGAGAAGUUCAGGUGCGCGGAGUGCGGGAAGGAGUUCGGCAGACGCAGCUACCUGUCCGCACACCAGAGGGUCCACCUGCAGGACAAACCCUUCAAAUGCCCCACCUGUCAGAAAGGCUUCACCACGCGCCGCAGCGUCCACGUCCACCAGCUGACCGUCCACCGAGGGCUGCGCCCGUUCACCUGCAGCGUCUGCAGGAAGGCGUUCAGCCAGCAGAGCGGCCUCAGAGCUCACCUGAGGACGCACACGGGCGAGCGGCCGCACACCUGCGAGCAGUGCGGGAACAGCUUCUCCAGCAGGAGCAGCCUGACGGUCCACCGCCGCGUCCACACCGGCGAGAAGGCGUUCAGCUGCGACACCUGCGGGAAGAGCUUCAGCGUGUCGGCCAACCUGCGCCGCCACCGGCUCGUCCACUCCGGCCGCCGCGCGUUCAGCUGCGACGUGUGCGGCCGCGGCUUCACGCAGGCCGCACACCUGAAGGUGCACCGCACCGUGCACAGCGGCGAGUGGGCGUUCAUCUGCAACGCCUGCGGGAAGGGCUUCAGGCAGCGCAGCGCCCUGCAGGUGCACGAGCGCAGCCACGCCGGCAUCAAACCGCACGGCUGCAGCGAGUGCGGAAAAAACUUCUCCUCGUCCGCGUCGCUGAAGCGCCACCGGCUGGCCCACGGCGGGCAGAGGGCGCACACCUGCGAGGAGUGCGGGAAGAGCUUCACCAGCGCCCAGGUCCUGAAGACUCACCUGCGGCUGCACGCCGGCGCCAAGCCGUUCUCCCGCGACGUGUGCGGGCGCGGCUACAGCUCGCAGAGCUACCUGAAGAUGCACCGCCGCAGCCACUCGGAGGGGAAGCCCUUCAGCUGCGCUCGGUGUCAGAAGACCUUCUCCACGCAGGCGAGCGCCAAGCUGCACGAGCGCACGCACAGCGGCGAGAAGCCGUACGUGUGCGAGGUCUGCGGGAAGAGCUUCAGCGUGUCGCAGAACCUCGUCAGACACAAACGCGUCCACAGCGGAGAGAAGCCGUUUGAGUGCGGCGUCUGCGGGAGGAAGUUCAGCCAGAACAGCAACCUGAAGACUCACCUGCAGGUGCACACGGGACACAAGGCCUUCAGCUGCUCCGCCUGCAGCCGCCGCUUCUCCUCCACCCGCAGCCUGCGCCAGCACAGGUGCGCCUCCGCCGGCACGCCGGGAACAGGACGCGCGGGACAAGGUGUCCCACGCGGAUCAGAGCUGACGUGAGUCCGGGUCCGGGUUCUGAGAACAGUUCUCGUGUUAGGUUGGUUUGGUUUGAACGAGUUAAUGAUUUAAUCAAAAGUCAGCCGGUUCUGAAGGUCCGGCAGAAGAAGAGGGAGGAAACCCUCCGAGCUGUGGGUCCUCUGGUGGGUCGGACCAGAACUUCAACUGGCCCCCGGACAGACCUGACUGUAUUUAUUAGCCGGGCUCUGUUUGAGUCAGUCAGCGGGGAAGCAGCGGAGUUCCUUCGGUCCACAUCGUCCUGGAAACGUUUCCUUUGAGACAAACUUUAAGUUAUAACUUUUAUUUUGUAGGAGUUUAAAUCUUGUGAGAGGCAGCGGGGACUUCCUGUCCCGGUUCAUUCCUGUCCCGGUUCAUUCCUCCAGUCAACUAACUGAUCAGAAGUCUGUAAAAACAGAAAGAAAUAAAUUCAUUGUUUGUUGUGUUUUUUCUUUUCUUACAGGAAAAUAAACAGCUGCAGCACCUAAUGAGUAGAUGAAUGAGUGAAUGAAAACGGUAAAAAAUAAAUGAACAUGUCUGAAAAGUAA
Micropterus salmoides (largemouth bass) is the source of this 2456-nucleotide messenger RNA. RefSeq names its product oocyte zinc finger protein XlCOF6-like. The transcript has 2 exons. Lineage: Eukaryota; Metazoa; Chordata; Actinopteri; Centrarchiformes; Centrarchidae. Bases 34 to 1914 code for a protein of 626 amino acids. The record is from RefSeq and is a predicted model, not a curated record.